Sclerotinia trifoliorum is the source of this 3706-nucleotide messenger RNA. The record is from the annotation of a GenBank genome assembly. Lineage: Eukaryota; Fungi; Ascomycota; Leotiomycetes; Helotiales; Sclerotiniaceae.
AAAAUAUUCAAUUCUUUUUUGAAUUGAUCCAUCCCAUCGAAUUGCUUGAAUAGAAGACAUAGAAUUCAUUUUCUUCAUUUUCGUAUUGAUUUCUUCCUUUCUCUUUUUCUUAAGGAGAUCUGUCCAUAAAUCUUCCUUUUUAUUAGAUGAGACAAUCAAUUUGAGCAAAGUGGCUAUCAUAUCGCUACAAUCCUUCCUUCUACGCACUGCCCCACGAAAGACAAGACAUCACAUACAAUCAUGGACAGUGCAUACGCCCAAUCGACCUCUGAGGUCUUAAAGAAUUUCUCCGUAUCCGAAUCUCAAGGUCUCACAGAUGCUCAAGUUAUCGCUUCAAGAGAGAAAUAUGGUCGCAAUGGUAAGCAACACAUCCUUGGCCUGUGUCCUUUGCGCCGCAUCACUUAGAGCUUCCACUAAUCAUAAUACAACAGCCAUCGCAGAAGAGCCUCCAACGCCAAUCUGGGAGCUAAUACUCGAACAAUUCAAAGACCAACUCGUUCUUAUAUUGCUUGGUUCCGCCGCUAUUUCUUUUGUUUUAGCUCUCUUCGAAGACGAGGAAGGCUGGACUGCUUUUGUGGACCCCGCUGUUGUAUGUCUUGACCCUUCCAUGAAGACUGUGUGUCCGUCAUACUAAUGGAUAAAUCUAGAUUCUUACCAUUUUAAUUCUCAAUGCCGUCGUCGGUGUGUCGCAGGAAAGUAGCGCAGAGAAAGCAAUUGCCGCCCUCCAAGAAUAUUCGGCAAAUGAAGCCAAGGUUGUUCGAAAUGGACAUGUCACGAGAGUACGCGCGGAAGAUUUGGUCCCAGGAGAUAUCAUCACAAUUGCUGUCGGAGAUAGAAUCCCUGCAGACUGCAGAGUGCUCGCAAUUCAGAGCAAUAGUUUCUCAGUCGAUCAAGCCAUUCUCACAGGAGAGAGCGAGAGUGUUGGAAAAAGUACCCCGCCUGUCAAGGACUUGAAGUCCGUUAAGCAGGAUCAAGUAAAUAUGCUUUUCUCUGGAACCACAGUCGUAAAUGGACAUGCAACUGCAAUUGUCGUUCUUACUGGAUCUUCUACAGCUAUUGGUGAUAUCCACGAAAGUAUUACGGCACAAAUCUCGGAGCCGACACCUCUCAAGCAAAAACUCAACGAUUUUGGAGAUACUCUGGCAAAGGUCAUUUCAAUCAUCUGUAUCGUUGUCUGGCUUAUCAAUAUUCCUCAUUUCAGCGAUCCUUCCCAUGGAAGUUUUGCUAAAGGUGCGAUCUACUACCUCAAGAUCGCUGUAUCCCUUGGAGUCGCGGCUAUUCCAGAAGGCCUUGCUGUUGUUAUCACUACUUGUUUAGCUCUCGGUACCCGCAAAAUGGCUGCCAAGAAUGCUGUUGUUAGAAGUUUGCCUUCGGUAGAAACUCUAGGUAGCUGCAGCGUGAUUUGCUCGGACAAAACUGGUACCUUGACUACCAACCAAAUGAGUGUCAACAAGCUUGUCUAUAUCAAAGAGGCAGGUUCUGAUCUUGAGGAGUUGGAAGUUGAGGGAACUACUUUCUCUCCCAUUGGCAAUAUUCUUUCCGGUGGUGGUAAAGUGACAGAUGUAGCCACAACGUCAAACACCAUCCUCCAAAUGGCUGAGGUAGCAGCUCUUUGUAACGGGGCAGCACUCGCAUAUGAUACUAAGUCUAAAGUCUAUUCAAACGUUGGAGAACCUACGGAAGGCGCUCUACGUGUCUUGGUAGAGAAAAUUGGAACCUUAGAUCCAGCUUACAAUCAGGCGAAAACCAGCAUCUCUGCUGGUGAAUCUCUUCACCACGCAAGCUCUUGGUACGAAAAAAGAACACCUCUCCUUGCCACUUACGAAUUUUCUCGCGAUAGAAAGAGCAUGUCGGUUCUUGUCAAAAACGGCCAGCAACAAAAACUGCUUGUCAAAGGAGCUCCGGAAAUGAUUAUCAAUCGUUGCACACAUACUUUGGUUGGAUCUAACGGAAAGAGAGUGCCACUUAUACAGUCACUCGAGAAGCUUAUAUUGAAAGAAGUUGUUGAAUAUGGUAAUAGAGGUCUACGUGUCAUCGCACUCGCUAGCGUGGAGAAUGUCGGAUCAAAUCCAUUAUUGAAAUCCGCAAAAACUACUGCCGAAUAUACCCAGCUUGAACAAAACCUGACACUCCUCGGUCUUGUCACGAUGCUUGAUCCCCCUCGCCCAGAGGUAGCAGGGUCCAUUCGAAAAUGUAGGGAAGCUGGAAUUCGAGUCAUUGUCAUUACUGGUGAUAACCGCAACACUGCCGAAGCAAUUUGCAGACAAAUUGGCGUUUUUGGAGAAUACGAAGAUCUUAAAGGCAAGAGCUACACUGGUCGCGAAUUUGAUAAUCUUAGCCAAAGCGAACAAUUGUUCGCUGCCAAGACAGCUUCAUUGUUCUCUCGAGUUGAACCAAGUCACAAAUCCAAGCUCGUAGAUCUACUACAAUCCGCUGGUGAAGUGGUAGCCAUGACUGGUGAUGGUGUCAAUGAUGCCCCUGCUCUCAAGAAAGCCGAUAUUGGUGUUGCUAUGGGUUCUGGAACUGAUGUGUCUAAACUUGCUUCCGACAUGGUUCUUGCCGAUAACAACUUUGCUACGAUUGAGGUUGCAAUUGAGGAAGGUCGAUCUAUAUAUAACAACACUCAACAGUUCAUCCGUUACCUCAUCUCAUCCAAUAUCGGCGAAGUUGUUUCUAUAUUCUUGACAGCAGCAGCCGGUAUGCCGGAAGCUUUAAUUCCAGUUCAACUCUUAUGGGUCAACCUUGUCACCGACGGUCUUCCAGCUACAGCUUUAUCAUUCAAUCCUCCUGAUCACGAUAUCAUGAGGAGACAACCAAGAAAGCGCGAUGAAGCGUUGAUCAGUGGCUGGCUUUUCUUCCGUUACAUGGUGAUUGGUGUCUAUGUCGGUCUUGCUACUGUGGCUGGUUAUGCUUGGUGGUUCAUGUACAACCCUGAAGGACCCCAAAUCACCUUCUGGCAAUUAUCUCACUUCCACCGUUGCUCUUCCCAAUUUCCGGAAAUCGGCUGCCAAAUGUUCUCAAACGAUAUGGCUAAAUCAGCAUCCACAGUCUCCCUUUCAAUCCUUGUCGUCAUCGAAAUGUUCAAUGCCGUAAACGCUCUUUCCUCCAGCGAAUCCCUCCUCACUCUCCCGCUCUGGGAAAACAUGAUGUUGGUUUACGCAAUCGCGCUAUCCAUGGCCCUGCAUUUUGCUCUCCUCUAUACACCUAUCUUGCAAAGUCUCUUCUCCAUUCUUCCGUUGAACUGGAAUGAGUGGCAGGCAGUUCUAUAUAUUAGUGCUCCUGUUAUGUAAGCCUUUCCUAUUAUUUCUGUUUGCCCCCUCCACCCCGGCUUGUAGAGCACGGACUAGUAUCAUAAAAAUGUAAUAUCUUGCUAACCAUCUAUCCAUAGUAUUAUCGACGAAGGUCUCAAAUUCCUAGAAAGACAAUUCUUUAUGCAAAAAUCAGCCAUCAUUGAUCAAAGACCAAAGAAGGAAUAGACGGAUAGAUAGAGCGGUGAAAAAAUAUGGAUUUGGAUUCUGUAGGCAUGGCAUGCCUUGAUUAAGGGACUGAAGGACGAAAAUGAUUCAUGCAUGGUCAGGUGUAAAUUAUUAGAUAUCGGUCAAUAUUUAGAAUGACAUACAUUAUAUGUACGAUACCGUCCGUUCUCACAAGGCGGGUAUCGGACUUGAGAUUAUAUCAAGAAGAAGAAUACAAAAUUUUGGAUGCA